Molecule: messenger RNA, 1606 nt
Organism: Leptomonas pyrrhocoris
Lineage: Eukaryota; Euglenozoa; Kinetoplastea; Trypanosomatida; Trypanosomatidae
Product: putative histidine secretory acid phosphatase
Exons: 1
Coding region: 104-1606 (500 amino acids)
Biological process (GO): dephosphorylation
Molecular function (GO): phosphatase activity
Source: RefSeq, a predicted model, not a curated record
GAGAACGAACGCCAACACCACAGCUUUCAACUCGUCACCAGCUCUAACGUAACAUUACCACCACUACCGAAGUUUUCUUUUUUCGAAAUCUUUACUUCUCAAAAUGCCUUUCAAGGUCACCCAGCUGCUGCUGGCGGUGUUGCUGGUCACGGCGGCGCUCUCCGCGGAGGCGCGUCUUGUCGUGCGCAUGGUUCAAGUCGCGCAUCGCCACGGUGCGCGUGGUUCCCUGGUGGUGGACAACACCACGGAUAUCUGCGGCCUCGAGUACCCGUGUGGUGAGCUCACGGGCGCAGGCAUCGCGAUGCUCAACUCCGUGGGCCAGUUCGUGCGUGAGCGCUACAGCGACCUCUCGCUGGUGGAGAAACCUCUCUUCCCGACCACGCGCUACAACUCCUCGGUGGUGUACACCCGCUCCACGGGCAUCCAGCGCACCAUCCAGAGCGCCACCGCCUUCCUGAGCGGCCUCUUUCCGGACGACUACUUCUAUCCGGUGGUGUACUCUCACAACUACACCACCGACACCCUCUUGAACACGGACAUUGUGCCUUCUGUUGCUGGAAAGCGGUGGUUAGAUAUGGACAAGCAGAACGCUGCGCUCAACCCCAUCAUCGAUUCACACCUUACAAAGACGCAAAUUGAGGACGCUGCGAAGGAAGCCUACAUCGAGGGUCUUUGCAGUGACUUCGAGCAACGUUCGAACUGUGCUUACAACCUAUACGAUAUUGCGACUUCUUUUGACGCUGCCGGACGCCUUAAAGCCAAAAAGAAAUUGGCGGCGAUUAUGCCAGCUCUUGUCGCGUACACUAUUGGGUGGUACCGCUUUAUCUACGACUACGACAAGUCCGUGGAGAUCGACAACACUCAGGGGUCCGCAGCGCAAAACCUCGCGCAGACCAUGGUGGCCAACAUGAACGCACACAAGCUGUCGCCGUCCUUCACGCUGUACGAGUUCAGCACGCACGACGUAAUGGUGUCGCCGCUCGCGGCGACCAUCGGCGACCACAACGACGUGACCAUGAAUCCUCCGUACGCCACCUCCAUCAUCGUGGAGCUGCUGCAGGACACGGAGUCGCCCAACGACUGGUACGUGCGUCCGCUGCGCGGCAACCCGAUUCUGCAGGACACCGGCAGCUAUAAGUUUGUGCUGAAUGACAUGGAGGUGCGCUGCAUCGACGCUGCCGGCAACCAGUACCUGGCGGCAACCGGCAUCUGUCCGCUCGACGGCUUCCGCCGCAUGAUGGAUUACUCCCGCCCCUCCGUCCCCAACGGGCAGUGCACGAUGCCGCAGAACCAGUAUGAUAACAUGGGAUGCCCGCGCACCGUUGCGGAUGGCAAGCCAGUUCCGUACUACUGCUGGCUCUACCGCUAUGUAUGCCCUCAGACCGCCUGCCCUGAUGGGAACGUCCUGGGUCGCGAGGACCUCCAGUGCUACCCGCUUGGCCCGACCACCACCCCUGCCCCGCAACCGAACUCAUCGCCGGUCCCCAUGGCGUGGACGCCGCGCACGAUGGACCCAAAGAAGGCUAAGGACAUCGCUGCUGGUCUUCUCCGCGGCGUCGAGGAGGGCGUCGUGCUCGGUUCGGCCACUCGCAAGCACGGUGAGUGA